GCCAAAUUAGAAGUCUUGGUAACAAAACCAGUGCAGUGCUACUUUCUCUUAAGUUUUUUUUUUCUCUCUCUCUCCUUUCCUAUCUGCAGCUUGUGAGGGGAUGCUACACGGCAGUAAGAACUAAUCUUGGCAGUUGCUCAGUUAUUUUUUUUUUCCCCCUCCUGGAUCUGUACCACCACAGUGGAGAGUGAGCAAGCUCUCAUGCUCCUGUGUGCAAUGUGCUCUUAAUCCCGCAGGACGUUUGUAUGCUGUGCGCUUUGGGAACCUGUAGUAGUGAAGUUUUAAAUGAAGAACUCUGUGAAGUGAAGGUUUCAUAGCAUGUAGCCAUGAGAGCUCAGUUUCUGGGUUUUGAGAGAAUAUAUGCUGGUCCUUCUUUCCUCCUAAGGAUGGAAGAAUGAUGGGAUGGCUGUAAAUAUGGGCCACUGGGCAGGCACACAGACCUUUCUUCUCUGCCUCGCCCUCCUAUCCCUCCAGCUUUUCUCCUGCUGUUGCCAAAGCCUGCAGGAUCCAGAAAAUGUACCUCACUUCGUCUUCACACGUUCACUUUACAAUGCUACAGUUUAUGAGAACUCAGCUGCUAGAACCUAUGCCAACAGUAAAGUUAAAAUGGGGAUUACUUUAGUGCAUCGCUCAUGGGAUAUAAAAUACAGGAUUAUUUCUGGAGAUGAAGAAGGGUUUUUCAAAGCAGAGGAGUUUGUUCUUGGAGAUUUCUGCUUCUUACGGAUUAGGACUAAAGGUGGGAAUUCUGCCAUUUUAAACCGUGAAAUACAGGAUAGUUACAUGCUGACAGUGAAAGCCUCUGUCCGAGGGGAGGACUUGGAAACAUGGACAAAGGUAAACAUACAGGUUUUAGACAUGAAUGACCUUCGCCCUUUGUUUUCACCUACAACUUAUUCUGUCACUAUACCUGAGAGCACCCCACUAAGAACUAGCGUAGCACAAGUGACAGCCACAGAUGCAGACAUUGGCUCCAAUGGAGAGUUUUAUUAUUUCUUCAAAGAGAAGGUUGACCUUUUUGCAGUUCAUCCCACAAGUGGGGUGGUCUCUUUGAGUGGCAAGUUAAAUAUUGAUGAGAAAAACAGAUAUGACCUGGAAAUCUUGGCAGUUGACCGGGGAAUGAAAUUAUAUGGAAACAAUGGAGUGAGCAGCACAGCAAAGCUCUUCAUUCAUAUUGAACGUGUUAAUGAACACGCACCAACUUUAAGUGUUGUCACACAUAUCCCUUCUCUACUGGACAAAGACCCCACGUAUGCUGUAGUUUCUGUUGAAGACUUGGAUGAUGGAGCAAAUGGAGAAAUAGAAUCAGUUUCCAUUGUAGCUGGGGAUCCUCUGGACCAGUUUCGUUUGGUGAGAGGAGCAGGAGUCAAUGAAUACAGAAUAAAAGCUUCAGAACCAGUAGACUGGGAUCAUUUCCCUUACGGCUAUAAUUUAACACUGCAGGCAAAGGACAAAGGCUUUCCCCAGAAGUUUUCUGCUGUUAAGGUCGUCCACUUGUAUGUCAAUAGACCAAAGCCUGUUGAAAUCAAGUUUGAAAAGGCAGUUUAUGAAGUAAAGCUCAGUGAGAUUUCACCUCCUGGGAUUACUGUUGCAGUUGUUAAACUUUCCCCUGAACCUGAAGAUGUGGAAUACAUUCUGAGCCCUGGUGAAGAUUCUAAGUAUUUCAAGAUCAAUUCCUUAACUGGAUUAAUAACAACAGCCCGUCCUGUUAGUAACCUAAAUCAAGAGUUGUUUGAGCUUGAGGUGGUUGAGUUAGACAGUGAAUUAAGAAUAAGUGUGAGGGUUACUAUUGAGGAUUCUAAUGACCACACACCUCUGUUUCUACAGCCCUCUUAUGAGGUGUUUGUAAAUGAAAGCAUUCCAAUUGGAACCCACAUUUUAACUGUUUCUGCUUUGGAUAACGAUAGAGGAGAAAAUGGGUAUAUAACUUACAGCAUUGCCAGUCUCCAAACCUUGCCUUUUACAAUCAACCAGUUCACUGGUGUUGUAAGCACAAACAAAGAGCUUGACUUUGAAUCCUUAUCUGAGAGCUUUGUGUUUGUUGUAAGGGCCUCUGAUUGGGGUUCACCUUACCGCCGUGAAAGUGAGGUCAAUGUCACUGUUCACAUAGAAAAUGUCAAUGACAACCAUCCCCUGUUUGAGAAAAUAGCCUGUCAGGGUAUAAUUUCUUAUGAUUUCCCAAUUGGGGAGGUGAUCACUACUAUGUCAGCCAUAGACAUUGACGAAAUAGAGUUAGUAAAGUAUAAGAUCCUCUCAGGCAAUGAACGAGGAUUUUUUGAUCUAAAUCCUGAUUCUGGUGUGCUGGUCUUAAAGAAAUCUCUAAUGACCGCCAAUCCAAAAAACGGGGUCUUCAAUUUAAAAAUAACAGCAACAGAUGGGGAAAACUUUUCGGACCCAAUGUUUGUCAACAUCUCCAUUGUACACGGAAAAAUGCCUUCUAAGAGCUUUACCUGCAAAGAAACCAGAGUUGCUCAGAAGUUAGCUGAAAAGUUACUCAAAAAGGCUAAAGCGAACAGCAAGACCAAGGCAGAAGAUGAAUUUCUAGAUCUCUUUUCAGUCAACAGGCAGACUCCACAAUUUGAUAAAUCUUUUCCUUCAGAGAUAUCUGUGCGAGAGGACCUUGAAAUUGGAGCUAGUGUCUUUAGGGUCAAGGCUUAUGACGGAGACACUGGCUUCAAUGGCCAGGUUUUGUAUACAAUCUCCGAUGGCAACAAAGACAGUUGUUUCAACAUUGACAUGGAAACUGGAUUAAUAACCAUCUUGAUGCCUAUGGACCGCGAAAAAACAGAUAGGUAUCUCCUCAAUAUCACCAUUUAUGAUUUAGGCUUGCCACAGAAAUCAACGUGGCGGCUCUUGACUGUCAAUGUGGAAGAUGCUAAUGACAACACCCCACAGUUUUUACAGGAGAGCUAUAAUGCCGUUAUUCCCGAAAACACUGUAAUUGGCACUGAGGUGAUUCAGGUAGAAGCAACAGAUAAAGACUUAGGGCCUAAUGGGGCUAUUUAUUAUACAAUGUUGACAAGCACAACUCAGUUUGGGAUUAACAGCACAAAUGGAAUUGUUUACGUUGCUGGCCAGCUUGACAGAGAAUUUCUAUCAGUUUUUAAUUUAAAAAUAGAGGCCCGUGAUAAAGCAGAGAGAGGGAGUCAAAGGUUUGCAGUGUCAACACUCAGGAUAUCCCUGGAUGAUGUCAAUGACUGCUCUCCAGCUUUUAUUCCUAGCUAUUACAAUGCAAAAGUUCUUGAAGAUUUGCCUGUUGGCACUGUUAUAGCCUGGCUUGAGACACAGGAUCCUGAUCUUGGAUUAGGUGGCCAGGUCAGAUAUUCCCUGGCAAAUGACUACAAUGGAAAAUUUGAGAUCGACAAAGCUAGUGGAGUGAUUCGACUUGCCAAGGAGUUGGAUUAUGAGAAGCAGCAAUUCUAUAACUUGACAGUACGGGCCAAGGAUAAAGGCCGCCCUGUGUCUCUUCUCUCUGUGUCUUUUGUGGACGUUGAAGUGGUGGAUGUCAACGAGAAUCUGUACCCGCCAUAUUUUUCUGAUUUUGCUCUGAUAGGCUCAGUUAAGGAAAACUCUCGGAUUGGCACAAGUGUUCUCCAGGUCACUGCAAGAGAUGAUGAUAUGGGACGGGAUGGAGAAAUCCAAUAUUCCAUACGAGAUGGAAGUGGCCUGGGACGAUUUUCUAUUGAUGAAGAAACAGGUAUAAUCUACACCACUGAUAUGCUGGAUCGUGAGACCAAGGACUCUUACUGGCUCACUGUUUAUGCCACUGACCAUGGUGUUGUGCCUUUGUACACUGCCAUCGAAAUAUACAUUCAAGUGGAGGAUGUGAAUGACAAUGCGCCUCUGACCUCCGAACCCAUUUACUACCCUUCAGUUAUGGAGAAUUCCCCAAAGGAUGUGUCGGUGAUACAGAUAAUAGCACAGGAUCCUGACUCCACUUCAGGAGACAAGCUGACUUACAGAAUCUCUAGUGGGAACCCGCAGAACUUUUUUGCUAUAAACGCCAAGACAGGCCUCAUAACAACAACCACAAGAAAGUUAGAUCGAGAACAACAGGCAGAACAUGUUUUAGAGGUGACGGUUAUGGAUGGCGGCCCUCCUUCAAGACAUUCGACUGUCUGGGUGAUGGUGAACGUACUGGAUGAGAAUGACAACAAGCCCCAGUUCCCUGAAAAAGUGUACCAAAUUAAAUUGCCUGAAAGGGACCGCAAGAAAAGGGGAGAUCCAAUCUACAGGGUGUUUGCCUAUGACAGAGAUGAGGGCCCGAAUGCAGACCUCUCUUACAGUAUAGUAGAUGGAAACGAGGAUGGGAAAUUUUUUAUCGACCCGAAAACCGCAGUGGUGUCCUCUAGGAAGCAGUUUACAGCUGGAAGUUAUGACAUCCUGACAAUAAAAGCAUUAGACAAUGGACGUCCACAGAAAUCAUCUACAGCACGUCUACAUAUUGAGUGGAUAAAAAAGCCAGUGCCGUCCCCUGUCCCUCUGGUCUUUGAUGAACCCUUCUACAACUUCACAGUGAUGGAGCAUGAUAAAGUAUCCGAGAUUGUGGGGGUGGUCUCCAUGCAGCAGCCAGCCACUCCUUUGUGGUUCGACAUCACUGGUGGCAAACAUUCCCGGGAGAUGUUCUAUAUUCUUCAAACAGCUUGUGGCAGGAAUUGUUCAACAGAAGGUGGAAACUAUGACAGCAUAUUUGACAUUGAAAAAGGCGUGGGGACGAUUGUCAUUGCAAAGCCACUGGAUGCAGAGCACAAGUCAUUGUACAACAUGACUGUAGAGGUGACUGAUGGAACCAAUGCAGCCUCCACACAGGUGUUUGUUACAGUGCUGGAUAACAAUGACAAUGGCCCAGUGUUCUCCCAGCCUAGUUAUGACAUCACCAUCUUGGAGGACACACCUGCUGACACAGAGGUUCUCCAGGUAGUAGCCACGGAUAAAGAUGAGAAGCAUAAACUGAGCUACUCCAUCCAUAGCAGCAUUGACCCCGCCAGCAUGCGCAUGUUCAGGAUAGACCCUGGCACAGGAACAAUAUACACAACAGAGAGACUGGACCAUGAGUCACGUGCCCAGCACAUCCUCACUGUCAUGGUGAGAGACCAGGAAUUUCCAUAUCGAAGAAACUUGGCACGGGUCCUUGUUUAUGUUGAGGAUACAAAUGACCACGUCCCCUAUUUCACCAGUGCUCUUUAUGAGGGGUCUGUGUUUGAGUCAGCUGCCAUUGGGACUGCCGUAAUACAGGUCACAGCUUUAGACAAGGAUAAAGGGGAAAAUGCAGAACUCUUAUACUCAAUAGAAGCAGGAAAUACUGGAAACACUUUCAGGAUUGAACCAGUGCUGGGCAUCAUAUCAGUCGCCAGAGAGCUGGACCUUGCCUCUAUUGGCCAUUAUGUCAUCACCGUGAGAGUUACUGACAAUGGUUCUCCUCCAUUGGGUGCUACUACAAUGGUCCGGAUCUCAGUGACCCUCUCUGACAACUCCAGUCCUAAGUUCCCUCAGAAAGAAUAUCAUGCUGAAAUCAAUGAAAAUGUGGUUGUUGGUACAUCAGUCAUCCUAAUUGCUGCUGUGAGCCAGUCUACUUUGAUAUAUGAAAUCAAGCAUGGAAAUAGCGAAAGAGCAUUUAAAAUUAAUCAAUAUUCAGGAGUCAUUACCACUCAAAAACUUCUUGAUUAUGAAACUGUUACUUCAUAUCUGUUGAUCAUUCAGGCAACCAACAUGGCAGCAAUGGCUUCUAAUGUUACCGUUAAUAUUCAGAUCAUUGAUGAAAAUGACAAUCCCCCAAUAUUUCAACAGCUAAGGUACACAGGAAGUAUUAGCGAAGCUGUUCCCAUCAACAGUAUUGUUUUGUGUUCUGACAACAGCCCCUUGGUUAUAAAAGCUACGGAUGCUGACAAAAACCAAAAUGCCCUCUUGGUAUAUCAGAUAGUAGAAGAUACAGCUAAAAUGUUUUUUACAGUGGAUUCAAGCACGGGGUCCAUAAGGACCAUUGCUAACCUGGACCAUGAAACAUUUGCACGUUUUCACUUUCAUGUACAUGUAAGAGACAGUGGCAAGCCCCAGUUAACAGCAGAAAGUCCUACUGAGGUCACUAUCCAAGUAAUUGACACAAAUGACUCCCCGCCUAAGUUUUCUCAGGAUGUCUACGAAACCAUUUUGUUACUUCCAACAUACAUAGGGGUAGAGGUUCUCAGGGUUUCAGCCACUGAUCCUGACUUAAACGUCCCAUCUGAACUUAUUUACACCUUAGCAGAAGGAAGCAUGGACCAUUUUUCAAUGGAAUCCACCAGUGGCAUUCUUACUGUAAAGAACAAUAAUUUUUCUAAAGACCGCUAUCGAUUUAAUGUGAAAGUUUCUGAUGGGAAGUUCUCCAGUACUGCUUUGAUCACCAUAUUAGUUAAGGAAGCAAUGGAGAGUGGUCUUUACUUUACACAUAAUAUGUAUUCUACUUCUAUCCUUGAGAAUAAAACCAACAUUACAAAAGUGGCUGUAGUCAAUGCUGUAGGAAACCGUCUGAAUGAACCUCUGAAAUACAGUCUUUUGAAUGCCGGCACCAAGUUCAGGAUUAAGUCAACAUCAGGAGUGAUUCAGACAACUGGAGUUCCUUUUGAUAGAGAAGAACAGGAGUUUUAUGAACUUGUCGUGGAGGCUAGCCGUGAACAUGACCUUUUGCGAGUAGCAAGGGUGAUGGUAAAAGUCCAAGUUGAAGACAUCAAUGAUAACCCACCAGUGUUUGUUGGUCUUCCAUACUAUGCUGCAGUGCAGGUAGAAGCUGAACCUGGGUCUCCAAUAUAUCGAGUCACAGCAGUGGACCGAGACAAAGGGAUUAAUGGGGAAGUGGCCUACUACUUAAAGGAUGAUCAUGGACACUUUGAGAUCAACAGACAUACUGGUGACCUCACUCUGAAAAAAGCCUUUGAGUCUGACUUGUCCAAUGCUGAAUAUGAGGUUGUUGUUUUUGCAAAAGAUGGUGGCUACCCUUCUCUUUCUAGUACCAUUGAGUUUCCAAUCACUGUGGUGAAUAAAGCCAUGCCUGUUUUUGAUAAGUCUUUCUACGUAACUUCUGUUAACGAGGACAUUGCGGCUCAUACACCCAUUCUUAGUAUUAAUGCUACCAGUCCUGAAGGUCAGAACAUUAUAUAUACAAUAGUGGAUGGUGAUCAUUCUUCACAAUUUAAUAUUGACUUUGACACUGGGAUUCUAAGUGUUAUUAAUUCACUAGACUAUGAGGUCACUCCGCUGUUUCGGCUGAUUGUAAGGGCAACUGAUUCCCUAACAGGAGCCAGAGCUGAAGUUGAUGUGGAUAUAACUGUGCUUGAUGUAAAUGACAAUGCUCCGGUGUUUGAAAAAAUGUUCUACAAAGCAACCUUGGCCGAAACCGCCAUGAUUGGGACCCCUGCUGUUCAAGUUGUGGCAACAGACAAGGAUUCUGAAAAAAAUAACAUAAUGCGCUACCAAAUUUUUUCAGAUGUAUAUAACAGCACUGACUAUUUUCAUAUAGACAGCAGCAGUGGGCUGAUAUUGACAGCUCGCAUGCUAGACCAUGAAAUGAUACAGCAGUACAACUUUAUUGUUAGAGCAACUGACAAUGGAUUCCCUCCACUAAGCAGUGAAGUAUCAGUUACUGUCUAUGUGAAUGAUAUGAAUGAUAACCCACCAGUCUUCAAUCAGCUACUCUAUGAAUCAUACGUCAGCGAACUUGCUCCAAAGGGACAUUUUGUGACCUGUGUCCAAGCAUCCGAUGCAGACAGUUCUGAUUUUGACAAACUAGAGUACAGCAUAUUGUCAGGGAACGAGCGAAUGAAUUUUGUAAUGGACAGUAAAACAGGUGCCAUCACAUUGUCAAACCACCGUAAGCAAAGGAUGGAACCCGUGCACAGCCUGAAUGUUUCCGUGUCAGAUGGUGUCUUCACUAGUACUGCCCAGGUUCAUAUUAAGGUUCUCGGAGCAAACCUCCACAGUCCUGUUUUCACUCAAAGCGUGUAUGUCGCAGAGGUCCGGGAAAAUGCAGCUUUGGGCUCAAAGGUAUUUCAGGUGAAGGCAACUGAUGUAGAUUCUGGACCAUUUGGACAAAUCACUUAUUCAUUUGUCAAUGAUUUAGGUAAUGAUCAGUUCUCCAUUGACGUCAACGGUCAGAUUACAACAAUGGAAAAACUGGACAGGGAAAGCCCUGCAAACAAAAAUAUUAUUCUGACUGUAAUGGCUUUGGAUGGUGGUGGUAAAGCUUCUUUUUGCACUGUCAGAGUGAUAUUAGUGGAUGAAAAUGACAAUGCCCCUCGCUUCAGAGCAGUAGAGUAUAGGGCUAGUGUCAAAGCAGAUGCUGGGAAGGGUUUCCUGGUCACACAGAUUCAGGCUCAUGACCCAGACGAUGGAGCCAAUUCUAGGAUUACUUAUUCGCUUUACAGUGAGGCACAUGUUCCUGUGGUGGACAUUCUCGAAAUAGAUCCUGACAAUGGGUGGAUGGUCACCAAAGGUAGCUUUAACCACUUGAAAAAUUCUAUCCUUUCAUUCUUUGUAAAAGCUGUCGAUGGAGGAAUUCCUAUGAAACAUUCUCUUGUACCUGUUUACAUCCAUGUCUUGUCUCCUGAAACAAUAAUACCUUCCUUCACCCAGCCACAGUACUCUUUUACAGUCCCAGAAGACAUCCCCAUAGGAGCUGCACUUGGUUCUGUCCACCUUGCCCUGGGGCAGUCUGCAAUGUUUACCAUAGUCAAUGGAGAAAUGGGAGAAAACAACCAAGAAGAGGUGUUUGUAGUUGAGAAGGACACAGGUGUCAUCAAGUUAGACAAGGCCCUUGAUCAUGAGGUUAUUGAUGCCUUUCACUUUAAAGUCUCUGCCACUAUGAAGCAAGGGCGUAUAGACUCUGUCACUGUUGUGGAUGUGGAAGUAAAGGUACUGGAUUUAAAUGACAACAAGCCUUCUUUUGAAACAAAUAUUUAUGAGGCAGUUGUAAUGGAGGGAAUGCCAAUUGGGACUAAAAUAAUCCAAGUGAGUGCCUUGGAUGCAGAUUGGGGAGCAAAUGGGCAAGUCACCUACAGUUUAGUUCCUGCUCCUAGCACAGAACUGGACUGGACAACAGAACCUUUUACUAUUGACAGCACCACGGGCUGGAUCACCACUUUGAAAGAUCUGGACCACGAGACCCAUCCCUCCUAUAUAUUUGGGGUGAUGGCAACAGAUCUUGGAGAGACCAUUUCUCUUUCUUCUACAGCAACAGUUUCUGUAGUCAUCACAGAUACUAAUGACAAUGCCCCCAAUUUUGUGGAGGAAUUUUACAAAGGUUCAGGAAGAGAAAGCGAUCCGCCGGGGGAGGUGGUAGCAGUACUGCACACUCAAGAUGCUGACACUUCCGAUAUCAACCGCCAGGUCAGCUUUCAUAUAACAGGAGGGAACCCACGGGGAACAUUUGCCCUAGGACUGAUACAAUCAGAAUGGAAGUUGUAUGUUAAGAGAUCACUGGAUCGUGAAGAGCAAGACAUGUACCUUCUUAAUAUCACGGCUACUGACGGGCUGUUUGUAACAAGGGCAGUGGUGGAAGUCACGGUGAUAGAUGCCAAUGACAACAGCCCUGUUUGUGACCAGGUGCUAUAUACCAGAUCAUUUCCUGAAGAUAUACCCCCAAAUAAAGUCGUCCUGAAGAUCGGAGCUACGGAUGCAGAUAUUGGCUCCAAUGCUGAAAUCCGGUACUCCUUGCAUGGGACUGGAGCUGAAGAUUUCUUUUUAGAUGCAGAAACUGGUGAGCUGAAAACCAUGUCUCCUGUGGAUCGAGAGAAGACACCAGUGUAUAAAAUGACAGCCCGAGCCACAGAUGGAGGGGGGCGGUACUGCAAGUCUGACAUCUUCUUAACGAUUGAAGAUGUGAACGACAACCCUCCUGUGUUUUCAGCCAAGCACUACAUGGCCAGCGUUUAUGAGAAUACUGCAACUAAAGCUCUGUUAACUAGACUUCAAGCCAAUGAUCCAGACGUAGGUGUCAACAGGAAGGUAGUAUAUUCUCUGGUGGAUUCUGCAAAUGGUUUCUUCUCUAUUGAUAAAUCCUCUGGCAUCAUUGUUCUGGAGAAGACACUGGACAGGGAGCAGCAGGGUCUGUAUAACAUCACUGUGAGGGCAUCAGACCAGGGCAAAAGCGUGCAGCUCUCUUCCCUUGUGAACGUCACCAUUACAGUGCUGGACAUUAAUGACAAUCCUCCAGUUUUUGAGAGACGGGACUAUUUGGCUACCGUUCCUGAAGAUGUGGCUCUGGGUACCGAAGUCCUAACUGUCUAUGCUGCAAGCAAAGAUAUUGGCACCAACGCAGAAAUUUAUUACAGCAUCAGAUCUGGCAAUGGACAUGGGAAAUUUCAGAUCAAUUCCCACACAGGUACCAUUUCUUUGUCCAAAGAACUGGACUAUGAGACAUGUAAAGAUUACUUCCUCACGGUGGAAGCCAGAGAUGGAGGAACCCCUCCUCUGAGUGCAGUUACUUCAGUCAACAUUAACUUGACAGAUGUAAAUGACAAUGCACCUGUCUUUAGCCGGGAUGCCUACAGUGCGGUCAUCAGUGAAGACGCCAGCAUUGGGGAAUCAGUUGUCAAGUUGAUGGCUGAGGACGUGGACAGUCCAGUGAAUGGGCAGAUUUUAUACUCUAUUGUUAGCGGGGAUCGGGAAAAUCAGUUUUUCAUUGAUCCAAUCACUGGACUAAUGAAAGUCAAUAAACAUCUGGACAGAGAAACGGUGUCUGGCUAUUCUCUGGCAGUACGGGCCCUAGACAGCGGAUCGCCUGCCAUGUCAUCCACAGUAAUGGUGAACAUUGACAUCUCAGAUGUGAACGAUAACCCUCCCCUCUUCAACCCCUCCAAUUACACCACUGUCAUUCAGGAGAAUAAACCCAUUGGUACAAGCAUCUUGCAGCUGUCAGUCACAGACAAGGACUCUUCACAUAAUGGUCCUCCUUAUGAGUUCAGCAUUGUAUCUGGAAAUGAGGGAAAUGAAUUUGCCCUUGACCAGAAUGGAGUACUGAAGUCCGGCAUUGUUUUCAGACGGGAGGGGACAACUGACUAUGUCAUUUGUGUUCAGGCCAAAGACUCAGGAAAGCCUCGACUUUCGUCCAUAUCCUAUGUCUUCAUCCGGGUGAUUGAGGAGAGCAUUCACAAACCCGUUGCUAUUCCUCUGGAGAUCUAUAUUGUGACCAUGGAGGAUGAGUUUCCAGGGGGUGUCAUCGGGAAAAUCCACGCCACUGAUCAGGACGUGUACGACGUGCUCUCUUUCAGCCACAGGUACCAGCAGAAGAGCCUGUUCAAAAUAAACCAGCAGGAUGGAAAGAUCAUCGCCCUGGGGGGCCUGGACACGGGGAAGUAUUUGCUGAAUGUGACGGUGAGCGAUGGCCGUUUUGCUGUGGCGGUGGACGUGAUUGUUCACGUGGAACAGGUCACACCAGAGAUGCUGCAGAACUCAGUCACCAUUCGCUUUGAGAGUGUCACUCCGGAGGACUUCAUAGGCCUGCACAUGCGCAACUUCAAACGGACCCUGCGGAACGUGGUUGCCUCCCAGAAACAAGACACCCUUCAUAUCCUCAGUAUCCAGCCAGUUGCUGGUACCAACCAGCUGGAUAUGCUUUUUGCAGUGCAGACAUUAGGAGGAGGUUUUUAUAAAGCUGCCUACCUCACCCAAAAGCUGAGCACCUCCAGGAGACAUCUGGAGAAUGUACUUCGCAUCUCAGCUAUCCUGGACAAAAACUGCUCGGGCCUAGAGUGCCAGGAAAAGUUAUGUGAGCAGACGAUCUCACUGGACUCCCAUGCCCUGGUGACGUACAGCACAGCCAGGAUCAGCUUUGUCUCACCCCGCUUUCAUAGGAACACCAGGUGCACCUGCAAUGGUGGAAGUUGCCCAGGCUCUUCAGAGUUGUGUGAUGAUCAGCCGUGCCCAGGUGAUAUGCAGUGCGUUGGUGGUGCAGUGAGUCGUGGGCCCUAUAUCUGCCAGUGUCCCCCUGGCAAGCUGGGAGAAUGUGCAGGCCACACAUCUCUGAGCUUCGCUGGAAACAGUUAUAUUAAAUACCGUGUGUCAGAUGGCAGCAAAGUAGAUGAGCUAAGGUUAGGCCUUCGCCUGAGAACUCUGCAGAGUAAAGGCAUUAUCAUGUAUACCAGGGCAGAGCCCUGCACCAUACUGAAGAUUGAGGAUGGCAAGCUGUGGUUCCAGUUGGACUGUGGUAACAGCCCUGGAAUCCUAGUGAUCUCUGGACGGCCUAUUAAUGACGGAAACUGGCACACAGUGUUUCUUGAGCUCAAUCGCAACUUCACGAGUCUGUCACUAGAUGACAUCUAUGUGGAGCGCCGCAGGGCACCCCUACAUUUCCAGCCUUUGGGGCCUGAUGGCUCCAUCUUCUUUGGUGCCCAAGUACAGCCUCCCAAUGCUCGCAGUCUGACCGACAAGAAGAGUCCCUUGGUUCUUGGGGGCUUUCAGGGGUGCUUGGACUCAGUAGUCCUCAACAACAAUGAACUGCCCCUUCAGAACAAGCGGAGCCACUAUGCAGAAGUGGUUGGUCUGACGGAGCUGAAGCUUGGCUGUGUGCUGUACCCUGAUGCAUGUGAAAGAACUCCAUGCCAGAAUAGUGGAAGUUGUGCAAGCCUUCCAUCUGGUGGAUUUGAGUGCAUUUGUACGUCACAGUUCACUGGUGUGAGGUGUGAAACCGAAAUCACUUCCUGUGUCCCUAACCCCUGCCAGAAUGGAGGGUCCUGCAAACCUAUAGGAAAUGCAUUCCUGUGCAGCUGCAGAAGAGGCUUUACUGGACUCACAUGUGAAGAAGAUAUCAAUGAGUGCCAGAGAGAGGAGUGUGAGAAUGGAGGAGUGUGUGUGAACACAUUUGGUGCUUUUUAUUGCAACUGCACGGCAGGGUAUGUAGGACAGUACUGUGGACUCAGGCCAGUGGUGGUACCUAACAUUCAGGCAGGCCAUUCCUACGUGGGCAAAGAGGAGCUGAUUGGAAUCGCGGUCGUCCUUUUCGUUAUCUUCGUCCUUAUCAUUCUCUUCAUCGCCUUCCGCAAAAAGGUCUUCCGCAAGAACUACUCCCGCAACAACAUCACGUUGGUGCAGGACCCCGCCACUGCAGCGCUGCUCAACAAGGCGAACGGGAUUCAGUUUAAGAGCGUGCGCAACAACGCAGACCCGUGCAACCUCUACCAGGAGGCUGGAGGGCCCCCGCAGGUGCCGGUGAGACCCAUGGCCUACACCCCCUGCUUUCAGAGUGACUCUCGGGGCAACCUGGACAAGAUUGUGGAUAGCCUUGGUGUGGAGCACACGGAAAUGACCACCUUCCACCCUGAGUCCCCUCGGAUUCUGACCACCAGGAGGGGUGUGGUGGUGUGCAGCGUAGCCCCCAACCUCCCGUCUGUUUCCCCCUGCCGCUCUGACUGCGACUCCAUCCGGAAGACGGCUUGGGAAGCAGACUCUGACGGAAAAGUAGUAGACAUGGUGGAAGAAGUGACUUGUUUUUCAGGAAGCAACAAAGGCAGCAAUUCAGAGGUGCAAUCCCUUAGCUCCUUCCAAUCUGACUCCUGUGAUGACAAUGCUUCCAUAGUGACUGUCAUUCGACUGGUCAAUGAUGCAGUUGACACAAUCGAAAAUGAAGUGUCUGUUAUGGAUCAAGGGCAGAACUACAACAGAGCUUAUCACUGGGACACUUCCGACUGGAUGCCCAGCACCCGACUGCCUGAUAUUGAAGAAGUGCCAAGUUAUGAAGCUGGGGAAAAUUCUUCUGCGCACCUUGGCAGCACCAGAGAGCUGGAGACUGAUUACUACCUGGGGGGUUAUGACAUCGACAGUGACUAUCCUCCACCGCAGGAGGAAGAGUUCCUCAGCCAGGACCAGCUCCCCCCACCACUGCCAGAGGAGUACCAGGAGCAAUACGACACCCUGCCUGCACCCCAGCCUGUCUCUGUGGAGAGCACUCUGAGCACCAACAGCCGCCAGCGGCCUCGCUUCCACCCCAGCCAGUACCUCCCGCCUCAUCAGUUCCCAACGGAGCUGGAAGCCAUGGGCCCCCAAGCCGGGGAGGAGUUUAGCACUUUCACUAUUGGCCACGGCCAAGACUUGGAGACAGAUAACAUGGACAACAUGUCCAUUACGAUGCGCUUGUCUGCCAAUGCCUCCUCAUCGGACGUUUCUGCCAGCUGCGGCUUUGAUGAUUCAGAGGCGGCCAUUAGUGACUUUGAAAGCGUGGAUGAGCUUAACUUCGACGGUGUCAAUCACCCUUUUAUGGAAACUCAGCAGCAGACUGAAGUGUGAACCCUAGCGGGUUACAAAGCACACCUGUUUUCUUUGCUCUGCCGCAAGGAUAAAAUUCUUAGCAGGGCACUGAAUGAAAUUGCUUUACAAAAUUAAAGGGCACUCAGACUUAGAGCACGCAAGGGUACAAAAGUGGAGGCUGUAAAAGGAUAUGCUGUUAUUGUGAUAGUGCUAAAUCGCUGUCAAGUGAUAGCAUACAUAUGAGUACUCAGCCAUGGACAGCACAAAAUAAAAACUAAGGUUUUUAUUUGCAAAUUUUGACUUUUCUUGGAAAGGUUGCUUCCAUUCUACAUAUUCUUUGUCACUCAAAUGCAAUGACUGGGUACUUUGACAAUCAAGAGAAUGAUAAGAUAUGCCAAUAGAAACAUUUCAACUCAAAAUAUGCAUUUCUGUUCACAUAUAAUAACAAGUUUAGUGAUUACCUUUUUGUUUCAAGUCUGUUUAACUGGUAGCAGAAUAUACAGGUCAAAUUCCAAAAAUAUGUUAAAUAAAAGACCACAAAAGAAAUUUGAAUUUAAUAAAAUAAUUAAAAGAUAAAAAUGUGCUAAUUUGGUUUAAUAACACCGGAUAUGUUUACAACCUUCUCUAUAAACUCUAUAAGCUCUAUCAGCUCUGUAAACUAUCAAGGUCUUCAAUUCCUGUCCUGGGAUGUCAGUAUUUUUAAUGGGAUUUUUCAACCGUAACUAAGUUAAGUGGACCAAUUUACCAGUUGCUCUCUGUUCUUCUGAUUAUGCUGCUUUCAGAGACCUAGAAAAAAAAAUGCAAACACACUUUCCCAACAUGAACAGAAAUUGACCACCUUGUACUGAACAGUAUUUUUAAAAUGUCUGUUACACUAGUGCUCUAGUGCUGAGUUCUAAAGUAUCAGUAUGUGUUGCAUUGUGUUAUGGGAACAUUUAGAGUGUCAAAAUAAGAUGCAGAAGUUUGUCAGGAGUCAGGAACAUACAGAAAUGAAUAUCUCCAAAAUGUGAUGAAUUAUCUUUUUGUCAUAAUGUGGCUCUAAUACAAUUUGUAUGCAUGUCACUGACAGACAUGUCAUAUAAAUACAGUCUCAUUUACAUUCUGUUUUUAGCACAGUUAAUGUGCCUUGUUAUACCCAUUUCACUGAAAGAGACACACCUUUGGUCUGGUAAAUACCUGCACCCAAGAGAUGUGCACUCACAAGAUUGUAGUGUACUUUUAAAGUUGUUUUUUUCUAUGUUUACAAUUGUGUUCAAGCAGCCUUACUUAACAAUGCUGGUAGAUUCCCACAUUAAUUGCAUAGUGUGGUGCAGACCUUUUUUAAAAUCCAUUUGCCUUGUGCCAAGCUGUACUACUGUUUUUUUUUCAGUUCAUGAACAUUACACCUACUGUAAUUAGCCUUACAAAGUCAUACUUCCAAAAUUCAUUGUUAAGGUAUAGAGCUUGAUGCCCUCAGGCUCUCAAAACAUACAAAUAUAAAAGCUUAAUAAAUUCAGAACUAAAAUUAAAACCAGGAAGAAAAAUUAAAACAAUAAAAUAUUUGGACCCUCUAAUCAAAUGAAUGUACUAGGUGGCAGUACAUGUACUAGCAUUGUGUUUGCUUGGCCUGAGGAACAUGAAUCUGUUUUCUCUCAACACCCCUUGGCCAGAACAAUAUCCUGUCUCCAGCGAUCUGCAAUAUGCAGUUCAAUCAAACACAAAAUUCCUGGUAUGGGAAUGAAGUGGGAUUGGGUUUCAAAUAUUUAUAACCUUGCAGAAUAAAUGCCACAUGCUGUUCAAAUUAUACUUGGUGCUCUGUGAGGCCUAACACAUUAUUCAAUAGGAGUUCUUCAAAUUUUGGUGGGUGAAUAUACACGCCCGUUUUCUCAGCAGAAAAAAAAAGAACAAGUUACAAAAUGCUCCGAAGUCACAGUACAGAUUGUCCUACUCACUUGUCUCUUCGCGAAAGUAACCUAGGGAUUGUUAGUAUUGAAACAACACCAGCGGAAGUUGCCACAGUUGGUGUAGUGUAUGUCCGAAUGACCACACAAUAGAACAAGUAUUUUCACAGAAUAGUGUUCAUUAACAGGGAUAUCUUUUUAAAUUUAGCAUAUAAUGGUCUUCUUACAGUUCCGUCUACCACUUUGCUUUAUAUAUUUGGAAGCAUACGAUAAAACAUGUUUAAGCCUUUUAAGUGGGGGGAAUUUUGUUAUUCCCAAAAGUAUUCCUCAGUACUGCAUUUGUUUUCACCCCUUCCUGUGAGUUUAGCACAUUGACCCUAGUCCCAGAGGUAAUCUGUCUAAAUUUCUGAACAACAGUGAAUUUCAGUUCCAUUGUAUUUGAAGCUCUUUAAGCUGAAAUGUGACUCUUUGUAUUGCACUUUUAUUUCCAGUGCAAUUUUCCAGUGUUAAAAGGAGGUACAGUACCUUGUCUCACUAAGGGAAUGCACCGACUGGCUUUAUGUGCAGAUAUUUAAAUUAACUGUUUUAUGAAUCAUUGGAAAAGCCAGACUUCCCUUCACUUUACUUUGUGUCAUGACUUGACUUGACUGUCAGAGAUAAUUGAGGUACAGUAUCUAAGACAAGUACACUCAGAUGCAGCCAUUAAGAUGUAACAUUAGUUGGAUGUCUUUUAUUCAAAAGAGUCUCAAGUGGAAUUAAAAGGGAAAGAUGUACAACACUGCCAUCAUUGUUUCUUAGCACUGAAUAUUUCUUCAAGAGGUGUGCCAGUAUUCUUAAAGCCAUAACAGUGAUGCUUUCAAACUUUAAGGCCAUUGUACAGGUGUCAGGUAGAAAUGGGAGGCUUUUUUAUUCUAGCAUUCUCUUAUACACACCCAUACUCAAGAUAAAGUUUUGAAUCUGGUUUGUGAAUUGAAAUACCGUAUAAUAUCUAGAUAAAGGUAAAGUUUUGUUUUAAAUGUUUCUUUAACUGUAACAAACCAAGAAAAUCAUUUGUUAUUAGAAUCAUUGUCAUGUAAAAUAAUAUGCCUUUUUUUUGUAAAAGAUGUAAGUUUGUGUUCAAAAUGUUGUAUAAAGUGUAUAUAACUAGGCUAUUAAAAUGCAAGAUUUUGUAGAUAUUAAAUUCAACACAGACUGCCUUUUAAUUAUGUUGUUGUUUAUUGUGAAUUUUGGCAGUAAAGAGGCAGUUUGAAAUUAAGGAUAAUUUAACCAUAUUUUCUUUUUAAAACUUAGAAUAUCAUUUUAAUGUUCUGUUUUUUUUCAGUUAUUACUAUUAACCAAUGUUUAAACCAUAAUUUAUUAGAAUAGUCUGGAUUUCAUACAUUGUUAAAUGCACAAAAACUCAUGAAUCAUUAGAUUUUAUACUGUCUGUAAUGUAGCUUCUGAAAACGUCAUAAAAAGGGAAAACUGUCUUUAUUGUUGUUCUUUCCACUUUAAGGACUGCUUCAUAAGAACUUCUGCACUUCUCUUCUUUAUCCUGUUCAGUAUUUUAGGCAGUAUUGAAUUGUGUAUCUAAUUACAGCAAUUGAGUGUACAAAUCGAUUUCUUUUUUAACUGCUGUUUCGUUUUCUAAGUAAAUGUAAAAAAUAAAGAUACUUGAUCAGA
Messenger RNA from Lepisosteus oculatus (spotted gar), 17750 nucleotides. The record is from RefSeq and is a predicted model, not a curated record. Lineage: Eukaryota; Metazoa; Chordata; Actinopteri; Semionotiformes; Lepisosteidae.